Colletotrichum karsti is the source of this 1920-nucleotide messenger RNA. Its product is annotated as tRNA synthetase class II. Gene Ontology annotation, cellular component: cytoplasm; mitochondrion. Lineage: Eukaryota; Fungi; Ascomycota; Sordariomycetes; Glomerellales; Glomerellaceae. The record is from RefSeq and is a predicted model, not a curated record. Gene Ontology annotation, biological process: aspartyl-tRNA aminoacylation. Bases 1 to 1920 code for a protein of 639 amino acids. Gene Ontology annotation, molecular function: aspartate-tRNA ligase activity; ATP binding. The transcript is spliced from 4 exons.
AUGUCGAGCCCCGAGUCGUGGACCAAACCAGGAACCCGAAUCACUGUCUGCGGACACAUCGGUCGAAAGAGAAAGGUCGGCAAGAAGCUCAUCUUCGCCCACUUGGAGCGCAAUGGAGAGCAAAUUGGACAGAUCUGCGCAAAGGACGAGGCUUCCGCUAUGCUGAACGACAUUCGUCAAUUCAGCGCGGUCCUCGUUUCGGGUGUUGUGACAGAUGCCUCCAGCGCAAAACGAUUCGAGAUUGAUAUGGAAUCAAUACAAUACCUCAACCCGUUCCCCAAAGACAUCAUUAUCGGCCCGGAUACGGUCUUCCCCGCGGAGCAGCGUCAUUUGCAACUCCGUUUUCACAAUGAGCUCAGAGAGAGACUGCGUUUCCGUGCGCAGCUCAAGUCGUCACUUGGGCACGCCAUGGUGGACCGCGACUUCAUGGACGUCGAGACUCCGAUCCUGUUCAAGUCCACAUCCGAAGGAGCGAGGGAGUUUAUCGUGCCCACGCGCCGUAGAAAGUAUGCUUACGCUCUCCCUCAAAGCCCACAGCAAUACAAACAGGUCUUGAUGGCAUCUGGCAUGUCGGGUUACUACCAGUUUGCGCGAUGCUUCCGCGACGAGGAUCACCGCGCGGACCGCCAGCCCGAGUUUACCCAGCUCGACAUGGAAAAGUCGUUCGCGACGGGCGAGACUAUCAUGAAAGACGUCGAAUACAUUGUCGGACAGGCAUGGCAGGCUAUGCGAGAGCAAUACGUAAUGGAGGUCGGAGAAGAUUCGUUCGCACCAAUUAGGAAAGCCUCGCUCGAGAACUGGGAGCAAAGCGUCCAAGACAGCGCCAAAGACGGUGCCACAGCACCAAUUUACCAAGAAUACCCCGCCAUCUCAACACCAUUCCUGAGGAUGAAGUACACAGACUGCAUGGAUCAAUAUGGAUCCGACAAGCCAGACCUACGAAUUCCCAAUAGGAUCUGCCGCGUCGAUGAGCACCUCGACAAGCACUUCGUCAGCAUGAUCACCUACCUCGAAUCUCCCAUCGUCGAGGCCUGGAAAUUCAGCCCGCAUAGCGACAUAGGAAAGGCCGAGGUCUCGGAGUUCGUGACCAAGUUCAUGCAAUCCAUCCCUCAAAGACUCUCCAAGAACCCCGAUGGCGCCCCGACCGCCCUCAUCUUCGACAGCAGCAAGCCCCAAAACGGCUUCUCAUCCCUCGGCCCCGGAGGCCUCGACAGCAUCCUCCCCUUCCUCCCCGAAGACGCGGGCUUCUCAGACCUGCAGAACGGCGACGUCGUCUUCUUCCAAGCGCGCAAGGACCAGCCUCAGCAGGGCGGCUCGACGAAGCUCGGCGAAGCCAGAAUCGCCUUCUACCACGCGGCCGUCGAGGCCGGCCUCAUCGACAGAGACGACUCGUUCAAGUUCCUCUGGGUCACCGACUUCCCCAUGUUCACCCCCGAGGAGGAGGGCGACGUCGGCCAGGGCGGCGAGUCGGGCUUCUCGGCGACCCACCACCCCUUCACGGCGCCGCACUCCGAGGAGGACUUUGAGCUCCUGUUCACGGACCCGCUCAAGGCCAAGGCGGACCACUACGACCUCGUGCUCAACGGCGUGGAGCUCGGCGGCGGCAGCCGGCGUAUCCACAUCGCGGCGGUCCAGGACUUCAUCUUUCGGCAGAUCCUCAAGAUGAGCGAGGACAAGGUCAAGGAGUUCUCGCACCUGCUCAAGGCGCUCCACGCCGGGUGCCCGCCGCACGCCGGCUUCGCCAUCGGGUUUGAUCGCUUUGUGGCCGUGCUGAGCGGCGCGUCUUCUGUUCGGGACGUCAUCGCGUUCCCCAAGAACAACAACGGCGUUGACGAGUUCGCCGGAGGCCCCAGUAAGAUUACGGCCGACCAGUUGAAGAACUAUCAUCUGCUUUUCCGCCAAGCAUCUAAAGAGACAUGA